Prorocentrum cordatum is the source of this 4248-nucleotide messenger RNA. NCBI's taxonomy places the organism in Eukaryota, Dinophyceae, Prorocentrales, Prorocentraceae. The record is from the annotation of a GenBank genome assembly.
AUGGUCGCCGCGGCUUCCCUGGCGCCCCCUGGUCGGCGGCUGGGUCUUCGGAGCUUGACAAGCUGCUGGCUAUUCCCGGCCAAACUUCGGGAGGCAGUGGCGGAGGCCCGCGACUUCGUCCCGCCGCCGCCCGCAGCAGCCCAGCGGACCCUGGAGCAUCAGCUGCAGUCGGCCACGGACCGCCGCAUCAACCUCCAACGCCAGCUCGACGAGGCAGCCGACGCCCUGCUGGCGGUCGAGGAGCACCUGGACGAAUGCCGUGGCUGUCGCGACACCUGUGCGGCCAGCCUGGCGGAGGCCCAGGCGGAGGAGGCCAAGCUCCUGCGUAGCCGCGCCCAGGCCUCGGGCAUCGCGCCACCGACUCCUGGCGGCUCGACGUCGGUCACCUCCACCUUCGACGUGGCGUCGCUCGAGAACUUCAGCGAGCUGGAGGAGGAGGCCCAAGCUUAUCUCCGACAGAUGUGCGAGGAGGGCCACAGGGUCACGCUGGAGGCCCAGGCGACAUUCGAGCGCAACUGUCAGGAACAGCUCCAGCGGUUCAAGCAUGACGUCGAUGAGGCCGCGGCCAGCAAGCGCCGCAAGCGGGGGCGCCCUCUGCCAGACGGGCCUGCUGGGGCACCCGCUCAGAAGCCAGGAGCAGCAGCUGCGGCCGAGCAGCAGGCGGCCCCCCCUGCUGCGGCAGCGGCUGCCGCGGCCCCCGCCGCUGCGGCAGAACCCUCCAGCGGUUCCCGCGAGCACGCAGCGAGGGCAGCCGAGCUCGGGGCAGCAGCAGCCGAGGCAGCCAUCCAGCGGGCCACCGAGCCGAGGGUGGCCAGGGCGCCUGCCAUCUGCUUCGAGCAGCGCCUGCCCCACCUGGAGCCCCUUGCACUGCAGCAGGGCUCGCUGGAGGGCGACCUCCGCAUCUGCGCCCAAAACGGAAAUACUUGGAACUCGAUCGCCAGCGCCCUCGAGUGGCUGCGCAGAAGAGGGGCCGAGCCGCGCGUGACGCUGGCCCAGGGGGCUCGCUUUUCCUCCCAGACGGCCGAGGAGCAGGCCCACGGAUGGGCCAACCGAUGCGACUUCCAGUUGGCAUGCUCGGCAGCGCUCAGGACUGGCCAGCAGCGCGGGUUCCUCUCCCGCAUGAUCUCGCCGGGCAAGGGCGCCACCAUCGCCGUGAUCUCGGUCUACCUUGAGGAGUCCGUAGGCAGGCGCGACCAGUUGGUCGAGUCGCUCGCUCGGCCCCUUGCCGACGCUGGGCCUGAAGGCCCCAUCGAGGCGCGGUUCACCCAAGCGGAGAUGGCCUUGCAGGCCAGGCGCAGACGGGGCCCGGGCCCAGGCGGCUCGCCAGGAGGCUGCGCGACCCGACGAGAGCAGCAGCUGCGCGAGGCGGCGCUCCGCCUUCGCGGCGAGUUUCAGGACCUGGGAGCCACUGUCUUCGACGGCGCCAUUUUCCCCCAGACAGACGUGGGCUGCAACCUCAUGGCCAUGAUUGAGCAGCUCGCGGUCAAACGUGCCAGGGGGGGCGCCCAGGCCAGCAAGCAGAAGUGGGACGACUUCACCGAGAUGGCCUUCGAGAGGAAGGGGCCCGCUGCCCGCGAGGUGUCCAAGAAGACCCACGUCGAGCCAACGCCCGUCCUGGAGGCGGGCUUCACUGACGAUGCUCUCGUUGGACAGCCUGCCCUUGAAAGGGUCCUCGCGGACUGGCCCCCUCUCUGGGUGAGGCCAGUUCGGACGAAGCAGGAGCGCCCUGGGCAUUGGGAGUCUGGGGAAUGGUCGCUCAAUCCCAUCGCGAUCGACGAGUUCAAGCUGGUGGCCCGAAAGUUCCCCAAUACCUUCGGCUUGGGGUGGGGCAACUUCCAUCCUCGUGCGCUGCUGGAGGUCGGGGGCGAUGUCCUACGUAGGCUCGCCAGCGCGCUUAACUCCUGGGAGCGCUGCCCGCGCCGCGGCGAACUCUGGGCCGUCAUCGUGGUUUUCCUGCCCGAGCCCGACGGCGGCCAGCGCCCCAUCGGGCUCGUGCCGCUGCUCGCCAGGAUCUGGUCCCGCAGCCGACUGAGGGGGCGUGCUAAGUGGGAGCGGUCCAUCGACCAACAGUUCAACCUUGAGGAGGCUGGGUCCGUCUACGCCGCCCUCGCAAAGUACAGCGAGCACAUAGGGCACGAGGAGCUCAGAAUUGCGGCCCAGGCGUGGGGUUUCGACCAGGGGCCGCUGCGAGCGCUGUGCUGCACUUAUCUGGCCCGUCCGAGGGCCCGCAUCGGCACCUGCCUCAGCGAUGCGGUCAUGGCGAAUGGCACGGUGGUUGCUGGAUGUUCGCGCGCCGCGGCUUUGGCCCAUCUCCUCCGCAUCUCGGCCCUCAGAGCAGCGGCUGUGGCGGCUCCCUCUGCCAGGAUCCUCAACGUGGUCGACGACGUCUCGUGCUAUGUGACUGGGCCCUGCACCUGGGUUUCCCAGCAGCUCGCCGCUGCUUAUCGGGCCUUCUGCCUCAAGGUGAAGGAGGCCCACCUGCCGCUCAGCAGGAACAAGACCAAGGCGUUGGCCACCGGCAGGAAGCUGCGAGAAGCCCUCAUGCGCCAGCCUGGCUGGGACAUCGAGGGGGGCGACUUCGUGGACGUGCGCAGGAACCUUGGUGGCGACUCUGUGGCUGGUUCCUACCAGCGGGCGACGACAGCAGUGGCUCGGGGAAAGGCCGCCCGCUGCCAAGGGGGGAAGCUCACCAGGCCUGUCAGGCCCUCAAUCAGCCGUGCGAGAGUUGUCAGAGCAGGGCCCACGGCUAAAGCUUCCUGGGGGUCGGCGAUCAUUGGAGUGCCCAACGGCCGCUUGCGGCGGCUGCGUGUCGGAGCCAUCAAGGCGAGAGGUCGCUUGGGCCGUGGAGCCGCCCCGGGGCUGGCCAGCCUUGGUCAGUCAGGAGGUUGGCAGCGGGACCCUCCCACGAUCGUCGCCAAGGCGGCGCUGACGGCCUACGUCGAGAUGGUCUGGGCCCCCCUCCUCCCCGAGUCGGUGGCCCGCUCCUGCCUCGCCAUUGGCCUGGGCAUCGCCAAGAGGCAGCGCCCCUGGCGCAUGGUGAAGGAGCCGAUCAGCGCGCUGGUGCUCACGCUCGAGCGGGUCGGCUGGGGAUUCGUCGACUGCGACCCCUACAGGAUCCACGACGCGCUGGGCCACGAUGACCAGGUGCGUCGCUACUCGCAAGCCUUCUUCGGCCACGUGGUCUCUCCGGACUGCCGACGAGCCAUGGGCCUCGAGGAGGUGAAGCGGCACGGCUCCAGCAUGUGGGACUGGGAGAUCCAGCCUUUCUGGCAGCCGAUCCUCGGCCUGACCAGCCAUUGCCCCGAGGUGUGGGACCUGCGCCACCAGGGGGCUCAUCCAGAACACCUACGGCAUUUCAGGUGCGAGGCUCACGAAGGCUGGAGGCGGGAGUUCCUGGAGUCGCCCUUGCGGGAGGCGGUGGGCCGAGUCGAGAGGUUGGGCUACCCGUUCACGGAGCUCUGUGCCAGCAGGCUGUUCCCCGACAUCUCGGAGUUGGCCCGGCUGAAGGACGCUGAGGCCAUCAAAGUCAGGGCACACCUGGGGCCGCAAACCGUCAGGGAAGGUUUGGUCACGCAGUUCGAGCUUGAUGGCGUUGCUUUGGCCGAUGCGAGAUCUAAAGAAGGUGCCGCGGCAGCGCGGGUGGACAGCUGCGACAUCCACUGCGUCGACGGCCGCCAGUUCGUCGUUCGCCUGGCGGCGAGACUUGCGGCAGAGCAGGAGGGCGCCCUGGAGAUCAUCGACCUCGGCGAGUGGCCCGUGGACCCCGCGGAGGUCUGCGAGGAGGAUGCGGCCCCGUCGGCCAGCGCGGACCCCGUGUGCACAGGGGGGAGUCCGCUGCCAGGGCUCGCCGGGCAUUCCAGCGGGGAUGGUGAUCGGUCGAACGAUGCGCCUUGCCGCGGCCACAGCGCCGUUCGCCACGGUCCUGAGAAGGUGGACCCCGCCAGCCCGAACCUCCUGGCGCAGCGGCAGUUCGCGGCCUCCAAGCAGCAGUGUCAGGACGAGAGCGAGCUCCUGGUCGUCAUCAGAGUCGUGAAGGCGGAGCUGAAGCGCAGCUGCCUCAAGAUCGGCAAGAUGGACCCGUUCGCCGUCGUGACGUGGACGGACGGGGAUGGCUGCCAGUGGCAGGGCUCUCGCACGCAGACGGACCACAACGGCCACCUGAACCCGCAGUGGGAGCACACCUGUCGGGGCCAGCAGUACUCCGGUCGGGGCUGUGGUUACAGCGUAGAGUUCAGGGUCAAAGACAAG